CACUGAUGAUCAGUGUGCCCUGAUGAUCUGUGUAGCCCCAGCAGCGCCACCUGUCAGUGUCCAUCUGUGCCAGCUCUCAGUGCUCAUCCAUGCCACCUGCCAGUGCCAAUCAGUGCCACAUAUCAGUGCCCAUCUGAGCUGCCUUUCAGUGUCACCCAUCAGUGCCAUGCCAGUCAGUGCCAGCUAUCAGUGCCGCCUAUCAGUGCCAUAUAUGAGUGCUGCCUUUCAGUGCCCAUCAGUGAUGCCUGCCAAUGCCCAUCAGUGCCACCUACCAGUGCCUCCUCAUCAGUGCCCAUCAGUGCCACCUAUCAGUGUCCAUCAGUGCAGCCUAUCAGUGCCCAUCACUGCAGCCUCAUUAGCGCACAUCAGUGAAGGAGAAAAAAAUCACUUAUUUACAAAAUUUUAU
This is a messenger RNA of Staurois parvus, 406 nucleotides long. The record is from the annotation of a GenBank genome assembly. Lineage: Eukaryota; Metazoa; Chordata; Amphibia; Anura; Ranidae.